AGGGAGUCAUGGGUAUACAUGUAAUGCCAUUUGAUUUGCAACAACAGCGGAAACAGUACCGUGCCCCAUUCAAGGUGCAUCUUGCACAAUGGAAUCCCACAUCGGACUUGCUUGCACUAGCCUCACGAAAAGGUGAAGUGAUGGUGAAAAGGAAUGCAUGGAAACGGUGUUGGAAAGUGAAUGUCUCGGAAUUGACUUCAUUCCCGGAAACUCAGUGCACAAAACCGGCGCUGGUAGAAUCUAUGACUUGGUCUCGUGAUGGAGCCAUUUUGGCAGUGGCUAUGAACGAUGGACAUCUGCAUCUGAUUGAGGCUGAGGAGGGAGUGGUGCGAUGGUCCAGAAAUCUGGGACCGAGCACAUGCGCUCAAAAAAUGCGAUGGUUCUGGAGUGGAAAGCCACCAUCGACGAAGGCUGAGUUGGCUGAGAAUUUUGUAGACCGAUCCUAUUAUGACGAAAGCAAAGCUGUGGCAAGUAUCUUUGGCAAUGGUGAAGACAUUAUUGAUGAGCGUAUAAGCAAAACGCUCCUUUACGAGAAUCUCUACAGGAAAUCACUGCGAGGAACUCUCCUAUUUAUGAUUCGGGAUGAUCUGGUUGUACUGGCCCUAGCAGGUGGACUAAUACCAGUCACUGAGAUACGAUUGGCGGACAAGCUAGCACAUUUGAAACUUGAUGUCAUAACCAUAUAUGACGUCCUGUAUUCCCAAAAAGAUGGCCUUACCAUAGCCGUUACCGAUUAUGGACCACGCCCAAAGCUUAACGAGAUAGACCGCGAUACAACAAGUAAACGCAGCUCUGCUCGUUUAUCUGGAGAGAUUGCUGAUCCACUGAGAUGUGAAAGUGCUCUUUCUGCAGAGAAGAAAUUUGGAGUCCCAGCAUUCAUACCCGAUUCAAUCAGUUGUCCGCAUACCCAUCUCGUCAACAUUGGAUUCAAAUUAGAAAACGAAAAAUUGCUUUGGGAACUUCUUCUCAGAUUUCUUAAAAUGUACCAUUGUUUGCUGCACUUCACUUACUCUGUAGAAAUGUCGAAGAAGGAUUGGGAUUCAGAAAGCAAGAUCUUUGCAAAUCGACUAAAUAGCAGCGCGCGUGAUCUACGACUUGGCGAUUCGUUGCUGAAUUGUAUGCUGGGUGGAUCACCGGGACCAUUAGCAGACAGAUGGCUGGAGCGAACGCUAGGAGUCGUGGGAAUACAUUCAAUGCGUGAAUUUGUGGAAAAGAGGUUCAGUGGUCUUGUGGCAUUUUUACGUGGACAAGUGUCGGCUUCAGCGCGAUCCCUCGCUUAUCAAAUGGAUCAGUUUGGGGAGAUUGUUAAAGAGCUGCAGGAUGCAAGCACUAGCUACGAAACUACUUCGUUCAAGCAGCCUUAUGCUGUUCCAAGUCUGUCGCCUGAAGUUGAACAGGUCGAUUCUAUGGAAAUUCCUGAUGUCGCAGCUGAUUGUGCUUUUGAUGCAUUGGAUCAAAGCAAAGCGCUAGCCGUAGUGAAUCGGUUACAUAUCGAUGGUAUUAGAAUCCAAGCCAAAUGCGACGAAAUGAUGUUGGCAGCUGUAAAUAAUCUGCGAGAAUUAUCACAUUUGGUACGAUGGAUGUCUUUACUUACGCCUUUGCUUAAAAACACCAAAAGACCUGCACAAGUUAUCGAAGAGAAUCGCAAAUGGGAUGUAGCAGAACUUCUAGAGUACAUAGUCAAGACAUUUGUGACAGAGCCUGUGGAGCGCGAACGUUUGACAAAGUCGCUGUUCAAAAUAGAAGAUAUAUUGAAGGAAAUGCGGGCUGAGGAAACCAAGCAGAACCUCGAUGUAGAUGAGAUCAUGAGAGACAUCACUGAAGAAUGUUCACCUGCUAAAGACAGAGAUGAUCGUUCACUUGGAGAACUUCUAGCAGCCGGUCGUAAAGGUAUCAGUUCCGUUACUGAUUCUCCAUUGACGGGAGCAACUGAUACCACUCCGCGUAUGAAUCCGGGCCAUCGCCCACUGCAUGCUGAUUAUGUACUUGAUAAGGUCCACACAUUUUGGGAAGAAAGUUUGGACGCAUCCGCUCUUGAAUUGCUUGGCGACAGAUUCGCGAUUGAAGGCCUUGGCGGAGUAGUUGCUUCAACAAAUAAAAGUCUCCAGACGAUUGUUUAUGAAGCUAUCCGCAUAGUCCAAGCAGCGAGUUUAUUAGCCAUACAGAGUAACGCUAAUGCGAGUGUGAAUUGGAUCUAUGAACUAGCAUCCGAUGCUGCCCACUGCGGUUUCGAUACUGUGAGAUUAUCUACGUUCCAGUGGACCGAAGCAAAAGACCAGGACAGCUACGAGAGAAAACUGUUGACUUUGAAAGGAAGAGAUUUAGAGGGCGCAAUUACCGUAUCCGCAGUUUCUCGUGAUGGUCUAAUUUGCGAAUGCAUAGUGCCACAUGCCUUCGGAAAACUCAAAGCUGGAGCUCAGCAUGAAACCAGCUUGGUGGUAGCAAUGCAACCAAAG
This is a messenger RNA of Cylicocyclus nassatus, 2456 nucleotides long. Lineage: Eukaryota; Metazoa; Nematoda; Chromadorea; Rhabditida; Strongylidae. The record is from the annotation of a GenBank genome assembly.